Messenger RNA from Aspergillus sclerotioniger CBS 115572, 1467 nucleotides. RefSeq names its product sugar transporter-like protein. Gene Ontology annotation, molecular function: carbohydrate:proton symporter activity. Gene Ontology annotation, cellular component: membrane. Bases 1 to 1467 code for a protein of 488 amino acids. The record is from RefSeq and is a predicted model, not a curated record. Lineage: Eukaryota; Fungi; Ascomycota; Eurotiomycetes; Eurotiales; Aspergillaceae. The transcript has 10 exons. Gene Ontology annotation, biological process: carbohydrate transport; transmembrane transport.
AUGGUCAAGUUCAGCAUGUACGGACGAGGGCUCAGCCUUCGGCUGGCCAUCAUGUUCACCUGCCAAGCGGCAUUUAUUUUAUUCGGCUACAAUCAGGCUAAUUUCUCCGGGAUCACCAACAACCCGGAUUUUCUUGAGAUCGUCCAUAAUCCCAGCACGGCUGUCAUGGGGAUCUUGGUGUCUAUAUACAAUCUGGGCUGUCUUCUCGGCACAGUGGUCUCCUUCCUGACUAGCGACAAAUUAGGUUUUCGAAGGUCCAUGUGGCUUUCGAUGUGUAUAAUCAUAAUUGGGGCUACGGUCCAGACAUGCUCCUACUCCAAAGUACAGUUUCUCGUGUCCCGGUUCGUCACUGGCGUCGGAGUUGGCGUCAUGACAACAAUCGUGCCCGUGUACCAAUCAGAAUUAUGCGAUGCACGGAGGCGAGGAAUGUACGUCUGCGCUCAACCUCUUGCCGUCGGGGUAGGCAUUACCAUCUCCUACUGGUUCGACUACGGAAUGAGCUAUGUCGACGGCCCUAUCAACUGGAGGCUUCCCCUAGCCUGCCAGAUGAUCUUCGCAAUUAUUGUUAUCAUACAAAUUCUUGGACUUCCGGAAAGUCCUCGAUGGUUGUGCCGCCAGCAUAGAAAACAGGAGGCCUUGCAAGUCCUAUGUGAUUUCUAUGACCGGCCAUUGGACGAUCCCAAGGUGAUUCAGGAAGCAGAGAGCAUUUUCAGGGCCAUCGAAAAUAGCCAGGCAGAGUACAAGUGGUCUGAAAUCAUCAAGAAAGAUGACAUUCAUACCGGCCGACGAAUUUUACUGUCCUACGGGUUGCAGUUCAUGAAUCAGAUGGGAGGUCCUGGUUUGAUUGUCACAUAUGUCACGACAGUCCUAGAGGAUAACGUGGGCCUAGAUGCCAAGCUGAGUUUAUUGCUCGGUGGAGUGAUCCAAGUGAUGUUUGUCUUGGGAGCCUUCUAUCCCAUCUUUUUCUGCGAUCGACUAGGACGGCGUAGCCCAAUGAUGUGGGGAUCCUUCGGUCAAUUCGUCUGCAUGCUGAUGAUCUCCAUUCUUCUGUCCUUCAAAGGGACGACUUUGGAAAAGUCCGCCGCCACGGCCUCGGUGGCGUUCUUCUUUUUGUUCAUGCUCAUCUACGGGGCCACCAUUAACUGCAUACCAUGGGUGUAUGGUCCAGAGUUACUUCCUCAACAUGUUCGGACAAAAGGGCAAGCCAUCGGAAUUUCGGCUAACUGGCUCUGGAGUUUCUUCGUGGCCAUGAUAUCUCCGACUCUGAUCCGAGAGCUGGCAUGGAAAGGCUACCUCAUCUUCACCUGUUUUAACCUCAUCUUUGUCCCUAUCUUGUAUUUUUACUAUCCUGAGACGGCGAACCUCAGUCUCGAGGAGAUUGAUUCCUUGUUCACGGAUAACAAGGGCCCGGCGGUCCCUGAAGAUGAUAAGGGAUUCACCUGGGUGGAGGUCAGAGCCAUGAACUAG